Molecule: messenger RNA, 750 nt
Organism: Funneliformis mosseae
Lineage: Eukaryota; Fungi; Glomeromycota; Glomeromycetes; Glomerales; Glomeraceae
Source: the annotation of a GenBank genome assembly
AUGACCUCUCAAAAUGACGGAGGGAGAAUCAUUUUGAACGUUGGUGGCAUCAAGUAUGAAACAUAUCGAACAACGUUAACAUCAUAUCCAGAUACGUUACUUGGCACCAUGUUUCAGGAGAGAAAUAAAGAACUUCUUAGGCCUAAUGGAAACGAAUACUUCAUUGACAGAAAUGGAAAGGCAUUUCAUUAUAUAAUGGAAUUUUAUCGUACUGGUAAAAUUCUUUGGUUAGGGUCAAACAGUCCUAUAACAAAGCAAGAAUUGAAAAUAGAAAUGGAUUUUUUUCAAAUUCCCUGUUCACCCCGUUCAUUAUCGACAUCGGUAUUACAUCAUAAUUCCUUUCCAACAUCGGAACAAUGCGAGGAAAUGUUACAAGACUUUAUAGAAUCUUUAAAAGCUUGUAUUUAUGAAACAAGUUGGAACUUAAGAAGUUAUAUUAAUAUUUCCUUUUAUUCUUCUUCUCUUAAAAAUAAUAAUCAUGACGUUGCCAGUGAUGUUGUUAAAAGGAUUAUCGGUAUUGAUCCUUAUAUUGAACAAAUUGAAAACAUUUUAGAACCUUUUAGAAUUAGUGGUUAUGAGUUAUUAAAAAAAUUUGAGUUGGAGAUUGAAGAGGAAUUAAAAAAGUCGAUUCAAGAAUUGAAGAAUUUAGAAAUUUCUCAUCAACCAAAGUGGAGUGGUAAGGAUUUUACUAUCUCUCCUUAUUAUAGUGUGACUGUUAAAUUAGAAAAUCCUAUUUAUAAAAACAAAUGA